Messenger RNA from Anneissia japonica, 1200 nucleotides. RefSeq lists its product as uncharacterized. The transcript has a single exon. Gene Ontology annotation, molecular function: ribonucleoside-diphosphate reductase activity, thioredoxin disulfide as acceptor. The coding region runs from base 1 to 1200 and encodes 399 amino acids. NCBI's taxonomy places the organism in Eukaryota, Metazoa, Echinodermata, Crinoidea, Comatulida, Comatulidae. Gene Ontology annotation, cellular component: cytosol. The record is from RefSeq and is a predicted model, not a curated record. Gene Ontology annotation, biological process: deoxyribonucleotide biosynthetic process.
AUGUCUUACGUACACAAAAACUCAUGUGAAUGCCUCAAAUCGGAGCUGGAUUUGUUUUCCGUUCCACCGACUCAAACUAGCAUAACAAAGGGUCAUUGGAUAGAAUUUCACCCCUUUACCUCUAUAACAGAUACUGGUCCAGUACAAUUUAAUAUACAUGGUUCUAACGAAGAAUACAUGUUACGCGUGAAAGCAAAAAUCACGAAUCCAGGCGGAACGGAUCUAGACGCCGAUGAUCCAGUUGGAACAGUCAAUUUACUAUUACAAUCUUUAUUCAAUGAAGUUGAUAUUACAUUGAACGAGAGGUUGAUUACAUCAUCUACCAACGCUUAUUCGUAUAGGGCUAUGAUUGAAACGCUGUUAACCUACGGUACGGAUGCUAAGCAAACUCAUCUUACCGGAGGAUUGUUUUACAAAGAUACUGCAGGUAGAAUUGAUGCGGCUAAUCCUACAGUUGGAAAUGCUGUAGCUAAUAAUGAACUCAAAAAACGUUCUGAAUUUACUAACGGUAGACGUUUGGUGGAUUUGAUAGGGCCUCUUCACUGCGAUAUAUUUUUCCAAGAUCUUAUGAUGCUUAAUGGUGCCGAUGUUAAAAUUAAAUUACACAGAAGUAAAAACUCAUUUUGUCUUAUGUCAUCCGAUGCAGCGGCAGGAUUCAAAGUACAUUUGGAAGACGCCUCAGUGUAUGUAAGAAAAGUAAAACUUAAUCCAUCCGUAGCGCUGGCUCACGCUAAAGCGCUGGAAAAAGGAACAGCUAAAUACCCGCUCCGUCGCGUCGAGGUGAAAACGCUUUCCGUACCGCGGGAAAAUUUAUCGUUUACCAGGGAAUCGCUGUACAAUGGGAAUCUUCCUAAGCGCCUAGUUGUUGGUCUAGUGAGUACAGACGCCUUCAACGGGAGUUACUCUAAGAACCCGUACAACUUUCAGCACUUUAAUACAAACUUUAUGGCCUUCUAUCUAGAUGGUGAGCAAGUACCUUGGAAACCGCUUAAACCAAAUUUCGAAGCUAACGGUGAAGGAAGUUAUAUUUUAGCGUAUCAGAGUUUAUUCUCCGGUUUAAGUACAUUAUUCGAAGAUACCGAAAACCAGAUAUCUAGGGAGGACUACGGAAAAGGCUACUCAUUGUUUGCAUUUGACCUCACCCCAGAUUUAUCAAACAGUGGACAUUUCAAUCUAAUUAAACAAGGAAAUAUACGUUAA